Messenger RNA from Pungitius pungitius (ninespine stickleback), 4066 nucleotides. RefSeq names its product solute carrier family 29 member 3 (gene slc29a3). Gene Ontology annotation, molecular function: nucleoside transmembrane transporter activity. The transcript has 7 exons. Gene Ontology annotation, biological process: nucleoside transmembrane transport. Bases 334 to 1755 code for a protein of 473 amino acids. The record is from RefSeq and is a predicted model, not a curated record. Lineage: Eukaryota; Metazoa; Chordata; Actinopteri; Perciformes; Gasterosteidae. Gene Ontology annotation, cellular component: plasma membrane; Golgi apparatus.
GAAACAGUACUCUGGUUGCUGCGGUCAUGUGACCAGAAAGGAAGUUUGCUGUGAUAAUGGAUUUUUGUUUUCAGUCUGUUGUAGAAAAACAGAGGAGCAAGAGUGAGGGAAAGCCAAUUGUGAGCACCUCAAGAUCUGGACAAUUGGACUGGUGUCAUCCGGCUGCAACACAGACGGCUGUCCAGACUAUGGCUUCAAAAUAUGACAAAUAGGGUGUCUUUUCCUCUCUGGACAAGGAGAGCUUUUUUUUUUAUACGUUUUAUCUACUACCACAAUCAUCCCUAUUCUCUCUCAUCUUUACUUUGAGAAAUACACUUCAUUUUGUCUGUGAAAAUGGACGACACAGAGCCUUUGCCCAGUCUCAACUCCUCCUACGCUCCGACUGCCCUGGGCAACCACCGAGUGUCUGAAGAGGAGGACAGCGAGGACCAGGGUCCCUUGGUGUCACUCCUGCCCAAAGAUUCCUCAGGGCCUCUGGCCAUGCGCUACAGUCCAGAUGACUCUUACUCUCUGGUGUAUAUCAUCUUCUUUCUGAUGGGCAUCGGCUCCCUGCUGCCAUGGAACUUCUUCAUAACAGCCAAGCACUACUGGCUCUACAAGCUGAGUAACAGCACUUCUCAAGGUGGCGGUGAGGAGCAACGCUCAGACCUCGGCGAUUACUUUGAAAGCUAUCUGGCCAUUGCCUCCACGGUGCCUUCUGUGCUAUGCCUGAUACUCAACUAUGUCCUAGUUAACAGGUUGUCUUCUAACGUGCGCAUCCUGACCUCUCUCGGUGUGAUCCUGUUGGUGUUUGUGGUGACCACGGUGCUGGUGAAGGUGGACGUGUCACACUGCAGGACACAGUUCUUUUUCGGCACGCUGGCCAGCGUGGCAGUAGUCAGCGGAGCAUCUAACCUCUUCUCUGGCAGCGUGUUCGGGAUCAGUGGGCAUUUCCCCAUGCGGAUUUCUCAGGCUCUCAUAUCAGGCCAGGGCAUGGGAGGCACUUUGAGUGCAGUGGCAUCAAUAGUGGACCUGGCAGUGGCGAAAGAUGUGACAAAUAGCGCUCUAGUCUAUUUCCUGACAGCCGACUUCAUCAUCCUGCUUUGCAUCAUUGCAUAUCUGCUUCUGCCAAAGCUGGCAUAUUCAAGAUACUACAUGGAGGCAGCAGGGCGCACCAGUGCCGAGCGGAUGAGCGAUGGAGAAGCAGCGGGGACAGGGAGCGGCGUCUCCAUCCCACCACUGCAGCCCAUCCUCAGGAAGACGUGGGUGCUCGGCCUGAGCGUCUUCUACGUCUUCUGCGUCUCCAUCAUGGUGUUCCCUGCAGUGUCCUCGGGAAUCCAGUCGGUCAACAAAGACAGCGGCAGCCCCUGGACCACCACGUAUUUUGUGCCCCUCACCAGUUUCCUCGUGUACAAUGUGGCGGACUUCUGCGGCAGGCAGGCCACGUUCUGGCUGCAGGUCCCCGGUCCCACCAGUCGAGUCCUGCCUGCGCUGGUGCUGUGUCGCUCCGUCAUGGUGCCGCUUCUGAUGUUCUGCAACUACCAGCCAAGGGACCACCUCCACACGGUGCUUUUCGCCCAGGACGCGUACCCCGUGGUCUUUAACUGCCUGCUGGGCCUCACCAACGGCUACCUAGGCACUCUGCCGAUGAUCUACGGCCCCAAGGUCGUACCUCGAGAGCUGACAGAGGCCACGGGAGUGGUCAUGUCCUUCUUUCUCACUCUAGGACUUGCUGUGGGAUCUUCUUUCUCUGUGCUCAUUGUGCACUACAUCUAACCAGGCUCCUGAGCAACAACCCAGUCAUUUACAGUGGUAUAGUUGAGCUACACGACAGACAGAAGGUAGAGUCAGCGCAUUGAUGCAAAGUGCAACAGUGAAGCCAAUUGCCUGCCAUGGUGAGAAAGGACUCUUUGAUAAAGCCUCACAUGUGUAUUGUUUACACUGCGGCUCAUGGUGGAAGUCAGCUAUAACUUGGUGGUUACAUUUCAAGACCAGGAGGACGAUCUUUAGGCAACACCAAAAAUCCAUAAGGGAAAGAUCAUUCACCAACCAAUAUGCAGAAGUUGCUUUGGUUCCACUGCAAUAGAAUAUGCAGACGGUAAAGCAUCACUUCGUUGAGGAUUACGUGCUGUUUGUAACUUGAAUGGACCAUAUAAACUAAACAUUUCCAGUAACAAGUUUUAUUUGUUACACUUUUUCAUAACAUGCUGCAGUUCUUUAGAAGUGAUGGUAAUUUAUCCAACCCAAUCCAACCUAAUAAUGAGUCAAAUGAGGUUUGGAGACACUUUUCUCAUUGAAUGAGUGCCCAAACUUUUAACUGGAUAUAUAAAUAUUAGGGCUGGGACUUUAGCGCGUUAAUUACGAUUAAUUAAUUACAAUGUGAAUUAAGAUUAAUGUGUUAUUUUUUGUGUAAUUAAACAUUUUUUACGCAUUUUUACACUUAUUUUUUGCACCGCGGAUUGUUUCUCACUGGAUGAGUUUCGGAGGACCGAUUAUACUGGAGCACCAACUAGCGUUCAUGACUUCAGACAACAAACCACAGUGAACAUGAACGAAGAAGCUGACGAGACCGUGUCUGUUGGCCCCGUGAAUGGGAAAUCUUAUAAUAAACACACGGAUGGAAGCGUAGAUAAGAGCGCGGUUGUGUGCAAGCUGUUUAACAAGGAAUUCACAUCGAGCCUCAAGUAUCACCUCAACGCUAAACAAUUAGCAGCUAGCGUGGACGUACAAGGACCCACACCCAACCCACACUGCACCAGAUGACUGGUUUAAGGACCAGGGUAACUAAGUCCACGUCUGAAAAAAUAACCAAUGUUCUGAAUGUACUUGAAAGUAUUGGUCUACUUAAAAAAAACAUAGUUUACAGAAGGUCUACUAACCUAUAGGCUACCUGAAUUUCUGAAAGUACUAUAUUUCUAAAUAUGCUAUUGCUACACUUGUCUGCUGGAAUUGGUUGAACAAAAAUAAAAAUCCAUGUGAAAAAAAUUACUUCACUGUUCUCAGGUCAAAUAUUUAUGCAAUUAAAUUGUGAUUAAUUUUGAUUAAUUAAUUACAAAGCCUCUAAUUAGAUUAAUAUUUUUAAUCGAGUCCCGGCCCUAAUAAAUAUACACCAACCACUUUAUUGCUAGUAAAUGGUUGGACCACCUUUUGUCUUCAGAAGCACCUUAAUUCUUUGUAGCAUAUUUUUAACAAGGUGUUGGAAACAUUCCUCAGAGACUUUUGUCCAUAUUGACACGAUAGCAUCAAGCAAUUGCUAGAGAUUGGCUGCACAUCUAUGAUGCAAAUCUCCCGUUCCACCACCUCCCAAAAGGUGCUGUAGGAUUGAGAUGUGACUGGAGGUCACAUCAACAAGGCAUCCUCAUCCACACAACUGCCGCUCACUGGAUAUUCUCUUAUUCAGACCAGCCUCUAAACCCCAGAGAUGGUUGUGUGAACAGACCAGCCACGUUCAAAGUCGUUUCCUUUCAGAUAAUGUUGAGGAAGUGUUUCUUUUUAAAUGACUGCUGACAUGGACUUGCCAAAAUGAACUCUCCAAUGACCAACGGAAACCGUUGGUUUAUGACGAGGUUGAUCAGCUAACACACACGAAAAAUGGAUUUUGAUCACUUUAAUUGUUAAAAUGUACAGAUUGACAGCUUGUGGUUUGAGGCAGACAAUCAAAUUAAAGGUGCUUACUGUACAUCAGACAGUGAUUUACAAACAGUAGGAAGAGCGCAAACAACGGGAGGUACACUCAGAUCAACACUUUUGUUUAGGGGUCACAGUCUUGUCGUUCUUGACACAUUGAGCCGAGUGAAUUAAAGAUGGAGAGAAUGGGUUGAAAGACUAAUCAGGACAGUAGAACUCUACUUUGGAUUAAAAAUUAUACAGUCUUACACCCAGCAAGCAACAUGAUUAAGUAAAACCUAAAUGCUGGAAAGCCUAACAGUGAAGCUUUGAGACUUUUGCUUAAUGAAGCCGAGCAAGCUCCAGACCGCACGCCUCAGAAAAACAAAAUAAAAUCUUUCCCUUUCCACCAUGACAUUAUUCAAAAUAUCAGUCAAUUUAAACAAUUGCAGUCAUGAAAAAGGAAAAAAAAAAAAGAGAA